Molecule: messenger RNA, 1168 nt
Organism: Phytomonas sp. Hart1
Lineage: Eukaryota; Euglenozoa; Kinetoplastea; Trypanosomatida; Trypanosomatidae
Source: the annotation of a GenBank genome assembly
GAAGUUUUUGCAACUCAGGCAAGCAUUGAUAUUCUAAAAUAAAUGUAUAAUAUAUUGCGUGAUACAAAAUCCAUUUAUAGUUAUUAGGAUGUAUAGUGGAAUACUCCAUGUGGGGCGAAAGAGUCCUUUACAGCCCUCUGGCAUCAAUUUUUUAACUGAUUCCUACACCACAACCCACGAACCUCUUCAGUCUCUUCUGCGGGAGUGGCAAGUUCUGAACCGCAAAAUUCACGAAAAAGUAUCCAUGCUGCAGUCCAAGAAGCCGCGAUCACCGUGUGCAAACGAACUUUUACGAGGUGGGAGGCCCAAUACGGCCUCCAACCCCAGCCCCGAAGGCGUUUGGAAGGAUCCGUACUUCAAUCCCGGAAUGGGAAAUGCUCCGCAGGGAAUUGAGGCCUCCUCCAACGCCUCCUCGGCCUUUUUCGAGCGUUCUUUGGACUCCGCCUCGUCCACCUACACGGCGCAUGAGCGCCAUACCCGAUAUUCGAAUAUCGGCACCGCCUAUCGCCAGGUCUCGGAGCCGUAUGGUCGAUACCACGAAAUUGAACGGCAGCGAAAAUUUAUCAACGAAUACAAGCGACUUGCACGGCCGUUUGUUCCGUCCAGCGCCUCGAUGGAUAUUUUGAAUAAACCAACGCGCCUGCUUCUCGGGGAUUGCGUGCGCGAUGUCUAUCAAAGCAUCGCAUCCGACUGGAAGGAGGCCCAUCCGAUCGUCAUGUCCACGGCUGAGGAUCUUAUUGUGGUUUAUGUUUCCUUGAAAGCUCUUACCCGACGGAAGUCGCUUCUUCUUUUGCGGUACAUGAACGACGCCUUAAAACGCUGCGCGGUGAUCUCGCGCUAUGGCCUUACCAAAGUCGUGGAGGGAUGGAAUGUAUUGACGGACGAUGGGUAUCUGAUGUACACUUUAAGGCCGGAGUGGGUAAAAGGACAACGAUUCCUACCACCCCCGGUGGUGACCCCUGAGCCGGAUAAGUUCAACUAAUGUGUAUUUAUCAUUGUUUCUUUUUGUGUGUGUGUUUUCGUGGUAAUUAUAAGAAACUGGGAGGUGACAAGAAAAUAAAGAAGUCAAAGCGUAGGACGUUUCAAAAACGAUUUAUGUGAGGAUUUUUAUCUACUCUUAGUAGUCCACUGUGAAGACACAAAAUAAUUCAAUCUAUAUUAUCAUCAA